Molecule: messenger RNA, 1974 nt
Organism: Stylonychia lemnae
Lineage: Eukaryota; Ciliophora; Spirotrichea; Sporadotrichida; Oxytrichidae
Source: the annotation of a GenBank genome assembly
AUGGGAUGCAUAAACUCAUAAAAUAUACAAAAUUCAACUAAGGAAGUAAAACGCUAUUUAACCCUUACAUAAAGGAUAAUUCUCAACAUUUAACAAGGAAAUAUGAGAAGAUUAAGAGAGUUAAUUCAAAAUACUAAUCAAGAUGAGCUAGAUUACUCCUUAAUUUAAGGAUACACAGGAGACCUUACGCUGGAUUCGAUGGAAUUUUCAACGAAUUCGUGGGGACCUGUCCUAUUAGCCUUGUAUUUUAAUCAACUGCAGGUAGCAAAGUAUUUUAUGGAGGAAAUUAAAUUAAACCCAGCUAUUUACUUAAUAAAACCGAUGACAGAAGAAGAAUACCAAUAUACUUUGGCAAUUAAGAGAGCGACAGAUCGCCAAGAUAAAAAGGAAUACUCAAGAUUUAAAAAUAAACUUAAUCGUUACAAUAGAAUUAUAAGCUGGGUUAUUGCAUGCAAGCAUGAAAAUAAAAUAAUGCUUGAGUACUUACUUGAACAUGAUUAUACAAAGAAUAUUUGGAUGCGAAAAGAUUUUUACACUUUUUUGCAUUUUAUUUCGAACAGCCUCAAAAUAUGGCUAUUUGCACUUCCGAUUAUUAUGUAAAGUUAGUUAGCCAAAAGAUGGUUUUAUUCGGAGAAGGAGAUCAACAAAUCUGAUGUUUUUUAUAGACUUCAGAGGUAGUUUAGCAUUAAGAUUCUGUUAGAUGAAAUGUUCUUUACACUUUAGGAGUAAUUAUCGAAACCCCCAUAUUCGACUGCAUUUUUUAUAUCUCUGUCUAAUCAAGAAUAUAUAGAUGACAAAGUGCCUGAGAUAAACUAACUAAGAUAAUGCCUUCAAAAUAUUAUUGAAUUCGAUUUCACAAUGAUUCAUGAAGAAAUCAAUUACUUUCCCGAGUUAAAAGAUCUGAUAGUAAAGAGAUUUGAUCAUGUUCAUUCAUAUAAGAUGCUCCUAAACGAAUAUUGCGAGAAGAUUGAUACUUAUAACACUAAUCUUUAUCAAAUCAAUCAAGAGUUAGACUAAAUAUCAACUGCCAUAAUGAGGGAAGACAUUCAAUACCUGAGCUAGGCUUUUGCCAGACUAAGAAUAGAAAACGUUAAUUAAGUAUAGUUAAGAGUUUAGAUUAAUGACAGAAGUUUUAACAAUAGUAAUAUACUUACAUUCGCUUUAAUCAAUAACAAGCCAUAGGUCUUGGAUUAUCUUCUAGAAAAUGAUCUUAUAGACAUUUAGAGCUGUAGUAAGAAUUCUCCAACAACUCUAAACUCACUAAGUUUAAUGAAAGAUAAUUGCACGGCUGCUAUUACUCAUGGAUCUAAGAGUCCUUCAACUAAGGAAUGGGCAAAUGCUCUUGAAUAAUCAAGAAUGAAGUAAACUAAUGGGUCUUAUCUCACAGAUGCCUAAACUACAAUGUUUAAUGAGAGUUUAAAAUUUCCUAGUUAGUUGGAUUUUAAGUCUCUUACGAAUACCUAAGAAAUAAAAUUUAAUGAAAGUAUUUAGAGUUCUCCAAUGAAAUUCAAUCCAAAAAAGAAUAAUAUUACAAAGCCUUUAGAGUAUCUAAUCAAAUUAAAAAACAAAGACUUGUUCCUUAAGUAUUGGUCUAAAUUUAUGUAUCAACUUGAAUAUCCUGACUUUAAUAAACUACUUCUAAAGAUCAAUACCGAGAUCAAAUCAGAUGAUUGGUAUAGAUCUUUUCUGAAUCAUAACCAAACUAAAAUCUUCUUCGAAUAACUGAAACUUGCAGAGCAACUUGACUUUAUUGAAAAAAUCAUAAAUGCCUGUGAUUUCUAUUCAGCUUAGACAAAUGAUAUUAAUGCUCAAGAUCUUGUAUUAGAAUCAUUUAGAGAAAAUUAACAACUAAAUAAGUCAAUUAAUCAUUUCCUACAUUAAAAUAUGAGGAGUUAAAAUACUUCAAUUAAUGCUUUAUAGCCAAAGAUCGCUGAUGUGAUAGAUAAUAACCAAAAUACCCUUACAUUAUUAUGA